UAAAAAAAAGUGACGUUUUAGAACUGAGACAAAAUGGCCAAAAAUCCGCUUUGUUGUAUAAUUUGGUUCAUUGCUCUCUAUUUUUCUUUCAUCGUUGCAUUUUUCUGUGCAUAUUGGUACAUCAUAUUUUAUCCUUUCACAGUGUGUAUAGACGCUUGCUCGGGCUAUACGGACUUGCUACUGAAAGGAAUUCAGUUACCUCACUACUGUGCUAACAAAAUGGUCAAUUGUGAAGGAUGUUAAUGGAUUCCUUUCAAAAAUCACCAAAAAAAUUUGGAUUUUUGUUUUGUUUUUGGAGUAGUGUAUAUGAAAAUGAUUACCAUCAUUGCAAGGGGAACCCCGGAGAGUUCACUGUUAAUGUAAAGCGCGGUUUGCAGUUGGAGAAAAUCCCAACCCUCUUGGUACAUAUUCACAGAAGCUCCUGACAGUUUGUGCUUUUUGAUUACAUCGUUGAUAAAGAUUAUUUCAGAUUGUCUCAUUGUUAAAUCGUCCUCAUUGCUAUAAA
This is a messenger RNA of Tribolium madens (black flour beetle), 505 nucleotides long. RefSeq lists its product as uncharacterized. NCBI's taxonomy places the organism in Eukaryota, Metazoa, Arthropoda, Insecta, Coleoptera, Tenebrionidae. The record is from RefSeq and is a predicted model, not a curated record. The transcript has 2 exons. The coding region runs from base 34 to 243 and encodes 69 amino acids.